GGUAUCGGACCGGAAAAGGAAACAGGCGCGAGGCAGGACCGAGGAUCUGCUAGUGGAACCGUUGUUCUAGUUGAUGGAUGAGGUGCUUACUUGGUGUCCUGUUAGUACUUUUUCGGAGCCCCCCCGGCAAGGAUGAGAAGACUGGAAUGAAUGCUUAGACCCAGGCAGCGCAGCGUGGAAGGAUUACGGUUGUGAAAGUGUAGUAAAUUCCACCAUCUGAGGUUGGAUAGCAAAAAAACAUCCAGUGAUCUACAGAAUGUCUGCUAAAUUUUGCGCCUACCUUUUGUGAUCAAAGACAACAUAUUAUCAACAUGGCUGGCAUUGUUGAACAAAGAUUGGAUCGCUUCUUCGAAAAUAGCAUAUUAUUAGCAGAAGACUGGUAGUGCAAGUCAAUGGGAAAGUACUUACUUAACAUCUCCUACGAGAAGAGCUCUUUUGUUUAGUUCUAAGAACGUAAAAAAAGAUCAAUUCACAAAGCGAAAGGUGAUACACAAUCGCACUGAUAAUGCGACAGUGAACAAGAAACAAUAUAAAUUCUGAAGUCACAUAAAAGUUGCAGCGAGAUACGGGGAAGUUGGAUCAAAUAAAAAAGAGAGAAAAAACCGAACACAAACUAUGCUACACAGGCGACGAUUGCCGGCUAGUGGCAGUCCAUUGUGGUCCUCGAUAUUGGCCCUGGUCGUGUUGCUACCGGUCGAUGGAACCGGAAACCGAACGUCCAGCUUGCCGGCGCUAUCGGCAUCAUCAUCAGCUUCCUCGAAGAGCACCGCUAAGUGGGUCACCGGGGGUUUGCAGUUUGCAGCUGCCGCCGUUGCCAGUGCGGAAGUCGGCACCGGAAGCGGAAGUGUAGAAGUGACAGCAUUUAAUGACGCUGCGGCGGCCGAUGGGGGAAAAGUUUCGGCUUCGGAGUUUCUACCGGCUGCAGGAAAUUUGGUGGGCGGAAGUGCCGAAGGAAUUGGUAAAGGAUACCAUAAAGGGCCACCCCCGACGACGAUGCCUCCCUGCACCCGGACCGUGUUCAACUCCAGCCGGAUCCGGAACGGCAGCAUAGCCCCGUCCCACUCGAAGCACUCCGGACUGUUUCCGUCAGCCAUCUGCUAUCAGUACGAGUUCGUUGGCCAGGGAGCGGAACGCAUCCAGAUCAUCUUCUCGGAGUUUCGACUUCCCUCAAAGUUUGAACCGACCGAGUGUGGCGAAACGGACAUUCUAAUGGUGCUGUUCCGGACGGGCGGUCGAGACGAUCUGGUGGAGACGCUCUGCGGGGACAUCCUGCCCAAACCGAUCCUGUCCAGCGGGGAUCGGCUGCUGCUGGAAUUCCGGAGCAGUUUCAACAACACCGAAAACAAGGGCUUUACGGCGGAUUUUUUCUUCGUUACCAAUUUUGGCAUUCCGUCUGGUUAUCAACCGAAAGCUACGGAGUGUAACUUUCACUAUUUCAAAAACGCAACCAACCAGGGCUGGAUUCAGUCACCCAACUUUCCGGGGGCAUAUCCAAGGAAUAUCCGGUGCAAUUACUUCUUCUACGGUGAUCCGCACGAUUAUGUCCUGGUUCGGUUCACCUACUUCGACAUCGAGGGAAUCGCACCAUGUGACGAGCGAAGUGCGAGCGAUUGGGUGGAAUUCUCUAACUUCCUGACCCGGGACCGGAAGUUUGGCCUGUACUGCGGUUUGCGACGGGACAUGAUGAUCCGAUCGGAUGGGCGCUUCUUCCGGGUAACGUUGGUGACAAACGACCGGCUGGAUGGAACCGGAUUCCGGGCCCUGUACGCUUUCGAGACCAUGAACGGUGCCGUAGGGAUGCUUGCCGGUCCCGGAAUGGGUCACAGUGGCCUCGGAGGGGCCAGCAAUACGGCCCUCGGGGGAUUGGUUGGGGCAGCCGGAGUACCCUACAUAUUCCAACAGCAGGCUCCCUCGGCUGUAACGACGGAACGCAGCAGUUCGGCCACGGUGGCCAAGGUGACCAGCAUAGGCAAACGGAUGGGGAGCGGAACCAGUCGAAGAUUUGAUCACACGAUUUGGACCUUUCUCAUCACGAUAGCAUCUCCGGUGCUGGCAGCUGUGACUUUCCCAGCGGGAAAACUGCUGUCAAUCGAAACCGUCAAAUAUCGUGGCCACCAUCAGUGAUGAAAACCGCCCGGAGGGUAUGCAACCAGUGAGGGCCGAUGCAUCGAUCCGGUUUAGCAAGAGUGUGAACGCGAACCGAGCUGAGAGUGAGCUGUACCUAUGAGCUUUGUAAAAAUGCAAUUGGACGCGAUGUGUGGUUUAUUUUUACAUCUGAAACACAGACCAACCGGUGGAGAACCGAGGCUAGCAUCAACGUUCAGCAGCGAAAUGAUGUUUUAUUUCGAGGGAAAAAAAUUGGCUACCCAUUUUUCCUUCUCCAAAGAAGCUUCACUUGUAAUCCUCGUCUGAAGCGUCAGCAAAACAAACACAACCGCACAUUCUUUGUACAUAGAAGGAUUAAGUUUAGGGACACUUUUAUAUUCUGUGCAACAUAAAAAAGCAAAAUGUAUGGGGACCCGAACAAAUGUAGCCGGAGAGCUUUUCUGUUUGGGCAACAUCAACUGAACUGUCUUGCAGUAUUUAAUGAAUACACUUUACAGCACACGAAAGGAUUCCCGCUGUUUUGUUUGGAAGGACACACGGGGUGGCAGACAGGCAGCAGAAGUAGGUAAACAAUGGACCGGAAAGAGAUGGUUCUGUAGCCAGAACUAACACUGUGCCAAACACCAGCUGGCUCCAAGAUUAGUGAGAGCUGCCUCUAGAAAAUAUUCAUCUAGAUUGGGACCCUUUGGGUUGGGGUUACGGUUCGGUAUCGUUGGAUUGAAAAUAAAUUUUCUAUAAGUUUUUA
Messenger RNA from Uranotaenia lowii, 2851 nucleotides. RefSeq names its product CLIP domain-containing serine protease B4-like. NCBI's taxonomy places the organism in Eukaryota, Metazoa, Arthropoda, Insecta, Diptera, Culicidae. The transcript is spliced from 9 exons. The record is from RefSeq and is a predicted model, not a curated record. The coding region runs from base 616 to 2124 and encodes 502 amino acids. Gene Ontology annotation, molecular function: serine-type endopeptidase activity. Gene Ontology annotation, cellular component: plasma membrane. Gene Ontology annotation, biological process: proteolysis.